This is a messenger RNA of Paraglomus occultum, 427 nucleotides long. NCBI's taxonomy places the organism in Eukaryota, Fungi, Glomeromycota, Glomeromycetes, Paraglomerales, Paraglomeraceae. The record is from the annotation of a GenBank genome assembly.
AAUCGGUGAAGAAUUCGUUAACCUGUUUGAGCUAGGCGCGUCCGGCAAGCUCAUACCCAUGCCUCUGACCACGUUUUGCAAAGAAGCUGUUGUUGCUGACAUCGAAGCUUUAAUUUCGAUACGGGUCGUGGUGGGCGGACGAUUCGAGCUCCUGACGUGGCGUUUACGCCAACCAUAUUUAUUGCAAGCUGUCCGAGGAACAGGGUUGAACUUUCGGGGGCAGCCCUUUACCCCAAGCUUCGUCGUUGAGGUGGAAAAUGUUGCCGGUGGAAGAGGGACAAAAUUCGAUAACUUGGAUAACAAAAUUAGGACCGUUUACUUUGAUUGUCAUACAUCUGUUCAACUCGGAUGGCUUGUAGAUCCGCAAAACCGCGAUAUUUGGGUCUAUAAACGAAAAAAUGAUGGCACCGAAGAGAGGGUGGAAUAA